Messenger RNA from Nylanderia fulva, 1185 nucleotides. NCBI's taxonomy places the organism in Eukaryota, Metazoa, Arthropoda, Insecta, Hymenoptera, Formicidae. The record is from RefSeq and is a predicted model, not a curated record.
UUUCAUUCAUGUUAUUUAAUAUAUUGUACGUGUGAUACUUUCUGUGGGAAAGUUUCAUAUAACAUUUAUUCAAGCAUUUAUGUCAAAAUGUUGGCCAUAAAUACGGCGAACGUUAUAAAUUUGUUAAUUACAACGUUUCACAUUGCAAAUCUCGCUGUCACUCCUGUUAAUCAUCGUGAAGUAGAACUCCACGAUGCAAUUUCAAAUUUAAUAAGGGAUUCUCUAAAAGACGAUAUUACAAUUGAAUAUGAUUGGGGACUUGAUUUUGAUGAUCCAUCGGAACCUCAAGCUGUACAGUUUGUAGAUUCGUAUGAUCCUCAUGCUGAAGAAGAUAACUAUGAAGAUGAAGUUUGUAUUGUAGAUGACGAAGGUGGAAGUGUAGAUUUAAAUUAUAAAAGAAAAGCGGUUGAAUAUUGGAACAGUGGAAAAAAAAGACGUUUAUCCGUUUCUGUUGUACAGAAUCGUUUUAGAAAGGUAAAACAUGUUUCGCAAUUGUACAGAUGGCAGGAGUAUAUAAUGCGUGGAGGGACAAACAGAGACAAAUUGAUAUUCAUUGCCGAAUAUGUAUUAAUAAAAUUUCAAGAAACUAUUGAUAGAGGAUCUAUUAUUCAUGACAUCGAUUUGCGAAGGUGGGCGCUAGAAGCAAAGGAGCAAGUGAAUUUUGCUACAUUUAAAGCAGGACAUUGGUGGAUAUGGAAUUUUAAAAAAGCUCAUCGCAUUACAUCACGUAAAAUAACGAAAUUUAAAACGCAAUCUAAUUUACAAGCUGAUGCACUGAUACAUCAAAAUGCAGAAGAAUUUGUGACAAAUGUAAAACCACAUAUUGCUAUAACUGGUGAAGGAUCAACUUAUAAUGCAGAUGAAAGCGGUUUUAAUCUAGAAAUACAUUCUGGAAGAACAAGAUUUCGAAAUUUAUUUAAAUAUAGUUGGUAUAAAAGUGGCUAUUUAUCAACACGGCCUGAAAAGUUUGAAAAUCCAAUCAAUUACUGUUAUUUUAAAGAAGAAAAACAUAUACCGAAAUGCAGCAUUUGUGAUAAAAUGGCUUUUAUACGUUGUGCAUGGUGCAAAAAUUACUUCUGUUUUGAACACUUCUUUGAACAAUACCAUUAUUGUAACAAUUAUAUAGAAUAAGAGAAGUCGUAGCCAAAAUUAGCGGGCCGAUAAAAUUGACAGCAUACCCUGUAA